Cucurbita pepo subsp. pepo (vegetable marrow) is the source of this 2513-nucleotide messenger RNA. RefSeq lists its product as uncharacterized. Gene Ontology annotation, biological process: positive regulation of growth. Lineage: Eukaryota; Viridiplantae; Streptophyta; Magnoliopsida; Cucurbitales; Cucurbitaceae. The record is from RefSeq and is a predicted model, not a curated record.
UCCUUCUUCCCUGUGGUCCAAGUCUUCACUGCACCUUCGUCGCUACUUCCUUGGCUUCUUCUUCUCUCUCUGAACUCUCAUUCUUCAUCUCCGCUGGAAGACUUCUGGUUGGGCUUCUGCGCCUGUAUGUAUCUGAUCGAAUAAGGGAUGUGGUUGUGAGCUUCUUAAACAUCUUAAUUUUCAAAUUGUGGAAAGAUGGUUUCAGAAUCUUGGUUUCGCAGUCUGUGGAAGCCUCAGAGAAAGCGUGAUUCCAGCACGCAGAAGGUUGUUAUUGGAGUAUUGGCAUUUGAAAUUGCUAGCUUGAUGUCCAGGUUGGUUCAUCUAUGGCAUUCUUUGAGCGAUAAGCAAAUUAGGAGGUUGAGGGAAGAUAUAACUAAUUCAUUGGGCAUAAAGAAGCUUGUGUCGGACGACGAUGAAUAUAUUGUACGUUUAAUAUGCGCAGAGAUGACGGAGAAUUUAGCUCAUGUGGCUAAAUCUGUUGCCAGGCUUGGGAAGAAAUGCAGUGAUCCUAGUUUAAAAGUCUUUGAGCAUGUUUUUGAUGAGUUACUUCAAAUUGGUGCUGAUCCCUAUUGUUGGAUAUACUCAUGGAAGAAGAUGGAAAAGAAAGUGAAAAAGAUGGAGACCUUUAUUUCAGUCAAUGCAAACUUGUAUCAGGAAAUGGAGAUGCUUGUAGAACUCGAGCAAACUUUCAGGAGGAUGAAGGUUAACGAUGGCACAUGUUCAGUGAACCUAGCUGAUUUUCGAAAGAAGGUCGAAUGGAAGCAGCAGGAAGUGAAAAAUCUGCGAGAUAUGUCACUUUGGAGAAGGACCUAUGAUUACACAAUUCUUCUUCUAGCUAGAUCCAUAUUCACAAUAUUCAGUAGGAUCAAACAUGUGUUCGGAAUCGAGCAGAGCGCAGGGAUUGAUGAAACAAAUGAUUCACGAGAUAUGAAUUCCGACUAUAUAGCACGUAGUCAAUCAGUUUCGUCACUAAUGCAAUCCAUGGUCCAUCCCUCUGAGAACGGACUUACUAAAUUUGCAUCAGGUCCUCUGAAGAGGUUUACAACUAAAUCUGGGCCGAUUUCGAAAACAGCUAAGCCGAAUAAUUUUUAUUCAGGUCCUCUUGGCAGCUCUGUUACAAAAUCAGGUCCUAUUUUCGGCCCUGUUUCUGGAACAAAUAGAAACUUCAACUCUUAUUCGGGUCCUCUCACAAGUUCAACGAUAAGAUCAGGUCCAGUUUCUGGAAUAGACCAUAAAACCAAUCAUAAGAAUUGGUUUGCCGGUGGUUACUCUUCCCUAUUUAAUGGGAAAAAAUCUCAUCAGAAGCCAAAUAGACUGACUCAAGUUGGACCUUUUAAAGGAUGCAUGAUGUCUGGCCCUAGUUCUACGGUCACCAAUUGUCACAUUAGUUCAAAUGGGCAUCAUUCACAGCUUAUCAAUGGAGCCAAAGAUGCUGGAAAGAUAGUUGAUCCUUGCAACAAAGCCAACCCUUGCAGAGAGUUGCUCGGUACCAAGUGCCGAUUGUUGGACGCCCCACCCGAGACUCUAGGUGGAGCUGCUUUGGCUCUGCACUAUGCGAAUGUCAUCAUUGUAAUUGAGAAGCUUGCUGCAUCUCCUCAUUUGAUUGGCCUGGAUGCUAGAGAUGACCUCUACAAUAUGCUGCCAGCUAAAGUUCGAGCUAGCCUUAGGGCAGCCCUAAAGCCAUAUGCCAAGAUCUUAGCUUCAUCUACCUAUGACACCGGGCUUGCAGUUGAGUGGAACGACGCAAUAGCUGGGAUAUUAGAAUGGCUUGCUCCACUGGCUCAUAACAUGGUUAGAUGGCAAUCUGAACGUAGUUUCGAACAACAGAAUUUUGUUUCCAGAACUAAUAUGCUUCUUGUACAAACCCUUUUCUUUGCCAAUCAAGAAAAGACCGAAGUGAUCAUUACCGAACUUCUUGUCGGUCUGAAUUACCUAUGGAGGUUUGGUAGGGAACACAAUGCGAAAGCUCUCAAUGAGUGUGCCAGCAGUAGAAUACAUGACGAAAAUUUGGAUAUCGUCGGGUGACAUUCUUUUCUAUUCUAUUGGAAUUGGUAACUGAAACUGCAGCAUAGUCGUCCAACGACAGGAGGCCUCCUCAGCUCUACAAGACCGACAUCGACCAAUUGGAAGCAGCACCAGAGAGAGAGCCAGAACCGUCGCUAGUUGGUUACAUUAUCAGUACUCCAAUACCAGAACUCGCUAUCGACGAGAUAGGUUUGAGCUUUUUAACAUUCUUUUACUUUUAUAUAGAGUUAUUCAGCUUGUGCAAUUGAGCUUUACUCCCAUCCUCGUAAAAGUAUGGUUUGCCACUAUUAAGUCGUCACUACUUGAAAGUUGUAUAUGUAUCAGUAAUACGUUUUCCAGGUAUGUAAGAUAUCUACUAUACAUAGGCUUGCCAUUACAUAUAGAAAAUCGCUCGAGACCGAGCACGAUGCUUCUAAGUAGAAUUCUUCACAAAUUUUUAUAAUCCAUUCCCUUUCUUAUUCAAUAUAUGGUUGUAAAUUUUGUGAUUU